Messenger RNA from Aspergillus pseudoviridinutans, 1947 nucleotides. Its product is annotated as putative pyruvate carboxylase. The coding region runs from base 1 to 1947 and encodes 648 amino acids. The transcript has a single exon. Gene Ontology annotation, molecular function: ATP binding; metal ion binding. The record is from RefSeq and is a predicted model, not a curated record. NCBI's taxonomy places the organism in Eukaryota, Fungi, Ascomycota, Eurotiomycetes, Eurotiales, Aspergillaceae.
AUGAAAAAGCUUCUGGUAGCCAACAGAGGCGAAAUUGCAGUGCGCAUCUUGCAAGCUGCCCGCGAGCUUUCACCCCCGAUCCACACAGUGGCCCUGUCGACCGCAAACGACACAUCGCACUGUCUCCUCAGCCACCCAGAUGAGACCAUCUCGCUCCCCUCUGCGGCCUCCUACCUCGACAUAUCCCUGCUCGCGCAAAUCUGCCAGGAACAUGGCAUUGACACCGUUCACCCAGGCUACGGCUUCCUCAGUGAAUCCGCCGAGUUCGCCCGCCGCAUGCACCAAAUCGGGGUGACUGUCAUCGGGCCGGGGGCAGAAAUCCUCGAGCGAACAGGCGAUAAACUGCAAGCCAAAGCGCUCGCUGCGUCGUGCGGGGUACCAGUCCUCCCGUCUCACUCCGCGCAAUCUCUCGACGAGAUCCGCGCGUUCGUCGAGAAAGUCGGGUACCCAGUCAUGAUCAAAGCAGUCGACGGGGGCGGCGGACGGGGCAUCCGGCUGAUCCACCAGCACCAAGCAUCCGAGCUGGCAAAUCUGGCAGCCAGAGCGCGGAGCGAAUCCCCCUCGCAGACCGUCUUCGUCGAAAAGGCCGCCGUGGACGGCUUCCACCACGUCGAGGUGCAGGUCCUCGGCGACGGGACAGGGACCGUCCACCACCUGCACGAACGAGAUUGCAGCGUGCAGCGGCGGUUCCAAAAAAUUGUCGAGUGUGCCCCGUCUCUUCUGGACCGGUCUAUCAUAGAGAAAGUAAUCGAUGCGGUGCUGCGCAUCGCCCGCUCCAUCCGGUACCGAUCGCUCGGCACGUUCGAGUUCCUUGUAAGCGAGAGCACACCCGAAUUCUACUUCCUGGAGAUCAACCCCCGGCUGCAGGUAGAGCAUACCAUCACCGAGGCCGUAACGGGGGUGGAUCUCGUGCAGGCGCAGCUGCGGUUAGCGCGGGGCGAAUCUCUCCAGGAAAUCCUGACGGAGUCUAUUUCGACACCCUCAGCACGAUCCAUCCAGCUCCGUCUCUGCGCCGAAGAUCCUAGCGCCAACUUCGCGCUGAGCAUCGGCAAAAUCACUGACUUCUUCGUGCCACCCGGCCACGGUGUCCGCGUCGACACACACCUCGCCCCCCCGGUAACCGUCGCCUCGGACUUUGACAACCUCCUCGCGAAAAUCAUCGUCACAGCUUCGAGCUGGGAGUCUGCCGUGCGGAAGGCGCGGCGCGUGCUGAACGAUACCCGUAUCGAAGGCGUCAGGACGAACCUGCCCCUCCUCCGGGGGAUUGUCUCAAGCGAGGACUUUCUAACGGGGAGGAUCGACACGCAGUGGCUGGAGAGGAACCUCCCGUCUGUUUUGGCAACAGGCGAACGCAUCUCUGCUUCUCUUCCCUCGUCGCACCAACCAUCCAAACCGGCGUUCCAGCUGCCGACAUCAUCCCUCCUUUUCCGCCGUGGCGACGCAUGGAGCAUCUCCCUCUCCGCGUUAUCCUCAACCUCAGCCCCGACCUCAAAAGACCAGCCUGAAAUCAGACAUCACCUGCGUCUUUCCCGCAUCCUCCGCAAUGACUUCCCCUCGUCCCUAACCGCCGAAAUAGAGUACACCACGCCCGCGGCCUCUAUCCCAUAUAAACUACACCUCGCAGCCACAGGCGCAAACACCGCAGCCAGCUCCUUGGUCUCGGGCCAUCGCCGCGGCGACCCGUCCAACCCGCGGCAUAUCGUGCUGCCGCUAUCGGGGAAGUUGAUUGAGGUGCUGGUUCGGCCUGGUGAGGUUAUUGCCAAGGACCAGGUUGUUGCGUUUGUCAAGCAGAUGAAGAUGGAGCUGGAGGUGCGGAGUCCGCAUGCGGGACGCGUAAAGUGGGUUUAUGAGGUUGGGGAGGGGGAGGAGGAUGUAGUCGAGGGGAUGUUGCUUGUUGAGCUUGAGAUUGACUCUGCCUCUGGGGGUGUGCCUAAGGGGAAGCUUUGA